AGUGACGUCCAGCAAGUCACUUUCAGGGCCUCAAAUUUCCUUCCCCGUAGUAAAAUGGGGAUAAUAAAAACAGCUACAGCGCAAGACUGCUGUGAGGCACAGAGAAAGGGCUUGGUCUUUGGAAGCGGAUUCCAGGUUCUCAACCUUCAUAUCCUUCACACUUGAAGGACGCCAAAGAAAGUGGAAAGGGUGAAUUUUCUUGAAAUCUCAGUUUUUGGGAAUCUUGGCGACGAGUCGCGGACCUCAGCUAAUUCAGCUCUCCAAAACCUCCGGCGGACAAACCGGAAGCACUGAGGCGGGACCCCUCGGAGGUACCACUCUGGCCGGAACCAGGAGGGCGGGUCCUAGGCGGGUCCUGCGCCCACAGCUACCUGGGUAAGGCCCAAGAUGGCUGCCUUCACGUUGGUAUACUUGUGAAGUCGGCGGGGACAGUUCCUGUCGUCAUCUUCUUGAGGGCCACAUUUGGUCCUCAUUCUUGGGCUUGUUUGGUGUGCUGUUGAAAGCGGGACUAGAGAGAUGGCAGGGAGCCUCUUAUGCGGGGCAGGUCGGCGCCUGUUGGACUGGGUGCCUUUGGCGUGCAGAAGCUUCUCUCUCGAUGUUCCUAGAUUGAUCGGUAUAAGGCUCACCCUCCCGCCCCCCAAAGUGGUUGAUCGUUGGAACGAGAAGAGGGCCAUGUUCGGAGUGUAUGACAACAUCGGGAUCCUGGGAAACUUUGAAAAGCACCCCAAAGAACUGAUCAGGGGCCCCGUAUGGCUUCGAGGUUGGAAAGGGAAUGAAUUCCAACGCUGUAUCCGAAAGAAGAAAAUGGUUGGACACAGAAUGUUCGCUGAUGACCUGCACAACCUUAAUAAACGCAUCCGCUAUCUCUACAAACAUUUUAACCGACAUGGGAAGUAUCGAUAGAAGAGAAAGCUGAGAAUUGCGGAAAAGGCUCAUCUGUUACCCUGGAGAAGGGAAACUACUUUUCCCUAUGAGGAAACGGCUUUGUAUGCUCUCUGUAAUAAAAUGGGGCUUCUUUGGAAUCUGGUAGUCACAUAACUUUGUUUUCCUUUAAUGCUGCCUCUACUCAUGUAGACUAUGAAGUCUUGACUCAUCCUAGGUUUUAGGGUCUUAGGUUUGGGCUUCACACCACUUGCCUUUUACAGUCUAACUAUACCUAAUGCCUUUAAAAAAGAAAAAUUGAUGAGAAUGUCAUCAGCACUUUUUGACAUAAUGCUUAUAGCAAGCUAAUAACAAUUAGGUUAAUAGUGUUUCUAAAGACCUUCCACUCUGAAAUGAAAUAUAAUAGAAAAAUGGAGUUUGAAUGUAAAACCUGAGGGG
This is a messenger RNA of Cebus imitator (Panamanian white-faced capuchin), 1320 nucleotides long. RefSeq names its product mitochondrial ribosomal protein L51 (gene MRPL51). The coding region runs from base 517 to 903 and encodes 128 amino acids. The transcript is spliced from 3 exons. Gene Ontology annotation, biological process: translation. Gene Ontology annotation, molecular function: structural constituent of ribosome. Gene Ontology annotation, cellular component: mitochondrial large ribosomal subunit. NCBI's taxonomy places the organism in Eukaryota, Metazoa, Chordata, Mammalia, Primates, Cebidae. The record is from RefSeq and is a predicted model, not a curated record.